AUGGAUGAAAUGCAAAAAGAUGAAAUCAAUAGGGAAUUCAACCUCUUUUAUUCAGAUACAGAAAAGGAGGAAGAAUACCUCGCAAAACUAGGACUCAAACACAAGCGGGCAUAUCUCUUCCACGGGAUAUGUGGUACGGGGAAAAGUAGUUUGGCGAUAGCUUUGGCUACUUCUUACAAUCUGAAUGUAUGCAGCGUCGACUUGAAGAGAUAUGACCCGGAGGAUUUGAAGGUAGUUUUGCGUGGGGUUCCUAAGCGCUCUGUGGUCAUUUAUGAAGACAUCAGACCCAGCACUUUUCGAGAGUACGGUUCGCAGGAAGAAGGAUUCCCGCUAUCUACCUUCUUGAACUUGCUUGAUGGUGUCGCAUCUCCCGAAGGACAUAUCAGCAUCAUCACGACCAACUACCUGAAAGAGCUUGAUGAAUUCUCCCAUGAGCUGCUCCGGGAAGGCCGAAUCAAUAGGAAGAUCAAUUUCACUUGGAUUACUCAAGAUCAGGCAGCAACAAUGUUCAUUAUUGCUAUGUGGAUUCCCGAGGCCCAUUACAACAGGGAAGAUAUCUCCAAGCUUGCUAGUGAAUUUGGACAGCUCAUUCCAGAAGGAAAAAUAACCCAUUCUGCGGUACUGGAGUACCUUGUUUCUUAUAGAGGAGAUCCUCAAGGUGUAGUGAAUAAUGCCGGAAAAUGGAUACAAGAGUCCGUGAAUCAAGAACAGAAAGGAACCGACGACCAGCAAAAAUUUGACGAUCAGCAAAACACUGGAGAAAAUCAUGGAAAGAGGCGGAAAAGGAAGAAGAGAAAAGGCAGGCGAAAUUGA
Messenger RNA from Sclerotinia sclerotiorum 1980 UF-70, 813 nucleotides. RefSeq lists its product as hypothetical. NCBI's taxonomy places the organism in Eukaryota, Fungi, Ascomycota, Leotiomycetes, Helotiales, Sclerotiniaceae. Gene Ontology annotation, cellular component: mitochondrial inner membrane. The transcript has a single exon. Bases 1 to 813 code for a protein of 270 amino acids. Gene Ontology annotation, biological process: mitochondrial respiratory chain complex III assembly; protein insertion into mitochondrial inner membrane from matrix. Gene Ontology annotation, molecular function: ATP binding; ATP hydrolysis activity. The record is from RefSeq and is a predicted model, not a curated record.